AUGGAUGAGAUCCUUGCCAAAGCAGGUUCACAAGCUGUUACAUUUGCUAUAAAAUCCGGAAUAUCGAUAGCAUCGACAUAUGCGCUAAAGACAAUAACAAACUUUGUCAUCCAGAUUCCCAAGGAUGACGCUAGAAGGAUAGAUCAGUUGAAAGUUAAACUGGAAAGUCGCAUGGCUAUUGUAUCCAGCGCCAUUGACCUAAUAAAAUUGGUAGCAGCAAGGGGGAACACGAACUUACAAAUAACUUUAAGGUUAACCAAGGAUUUAAAAGAAGAAAUCGAUAGGUUUGAUGAAGAGAUCAGUGAAAUGACGCUAAAAGUGGAAGGCUCAAGAAGUGCAAAAACCCAAAAUGCAGCUAUUAAAGCGGUGGAAAACUAUAUAAAGGACUUGUUAUUGAGGAUAGAAGAAAUCACUCCAUUUAUUAAUCUUUCUCUAACCACUUCUGGUGCCAACUUAAAUAGUGCACUUCCUCACCAAGUUUCUCCAGGUUUGUUAUUAAAGGCUUCCGAUUUUGUUAGUGAAAACAAUAGAAAAUAUGUAAGUGUACUAAAAUGCAGUGAUGAACGAACGAGGGACAAAGAAGACUUAAAAGUUCAAGUGGGGCCUACCUUUGAAGUUACACUAUUCUCUAUUUUUUAUAACUUAACUUCAGAAAGCAACGGACAAUCAGGAAUUGUUUGGAAAGAAGACAUGAGAAGGGCCAAAGUAAGAAUAUAUAGGCAGGAAUACACAGGAAAGGAAUAUGACUAUUUUAUGAGAGUAGCACAAGACUUUAACGAUGGCAGAUAUCAUGAAGUUGAUGAUAAAGAAGAUACACCACAGGAACUUACUAUAAAUCUGAACCAUAUAAAGAAACUAUUUUUCAGUGUAUCUGGCAAGCUACUUCGAUUAGAGGAACAGGAUUCUCCAGUAUUGGUCUUGAAAAUUGACAGGCACAAUGACAAAGAGAACGAUACUGGAGAAGCAGAAAAAGGACCAAUUGAGGAUAUUACUUGGUAUGCGGUAAGUGGGUAUGAAGGUAUGGAGGAAAAUGGAGAAGAGGAUGAAGAUGAAAAUGGAGAAGAAGACAGAGAGGAAGUGGAGGAGGACGAAAAGGAACAAGAGGAAAAGCAAGAAGACAGCGCGUUGGAGGAUAAAACUUCAUCGAUCACCCUACUCGAGUACAUUAUCCGGCUGACGUCCUUGCAGAGUAACGAUCAGAAAAGUAUAUUAGAGGUUAGCGAUGAAAGACUAUCUAUAUAUUUGAAUGAUGAAAAUACCAACUCUAAAAGGGAUGGAAUUAGCGAUUCCACAAUCAAAGAGGCAGAACAAAAAUUACAGAGCUUAAAACUUUGA
Saccharomyces mikatae IFO 1815 is the source of this 1335-nucleotide messenger RNA. It is a transcript of the gene YRB30, whose product is annotated as Yrb30p. Gene Ontology annotation, molecular function: GTPase regulator activity. Gene Ontology annotation, cellular component: nucleus; cytoplasm. The transcript has a single exon. The record is from RefSeq and is a predicted model, not a curated record. The coding region runs from base 1 to 1335 and encodes 444 amino acids. Lineage: Eukaryota; Fungi; Ascomycota; Saccharomycetes; Saccharomycetales; Saccharomycetaceae.